This is a messenger RNA of Arabidopsis arenosa, 2461 nucleotides long. The record is from the annotation of a GenBank genome assembly. NCBI's taxonomy places the organism in Eukaryota, Viridiplantae, Streptophyta, Magnoliopsida, Brassicales, Brassicaceae.
CAUAUCAAACACAAGACGAUAUGGAAUGGCUUCAAGAUUCAAAGACUCUUUGGGAGAAGUUAUUCACCAUUUUCUCUUUGUCUCAAGUUUUUCCGAAUACACCGUCGUGGAUAUUGCACAUCUUGUCAAAAUAUCUCCUGAAAUCCCUGUUGAUAAAGCGGCUUUGCUCAGCUGUGGUGUCUCCACAGGAAUUGGAGCAGCUUGGAAGGUAGCUAACGUGGAAGAAGGCUCCACCGUUGCAGUUUUUGGCCUUGGUGCUGUUGGACUUGCGGUUGCAGAAGGAGCCAGACUACGUGGGGCUGCAAAGAUCAUUGGUAUUGAUACCAAUCCUGAUAAAUUCGAGCUAGGUAAGAAAUUUGGUUUUACGGAUUUCAUCAAUCCUACCUUAUGCGGAGAAAAGAAGAUUAGUGAGGUGGUUAAAGAAAUGACAGAAGGAGGCGUUGACUACAGUUUCGAAUGCGUUGGCUUAGCUUCUUUACUUAACGAGGCUUUCAUCAGUACCCGCAUGAUCCCUCCAUCAUUGUUCACUAUGGACAAGGCUUCAAUCUCCAGCACUGAAGGAAAGCCGAUUCGAUGCAAAGCAGCAAUCUUACGAAAAGCAGGAGAAGCAUUGGUGAUAGAAGAGAUCCAAGUUGAUCCACCUCAAGCUUACGAAGUUAGAAUUAAAAUUCUAUGUACUUCUCUAUGUCACACGGAUGUUACUUUCUGGAAACUAGAAAGUGGACCGCUUGCAAGGUUUCCUAGGAUUCUAGGUCACGAAGCAGUCGGUGUGGUCGAGAGUAUUGGAGAAAACGUAGACGGAUUUAAACAAGGCGACGUCGUUUUGCCAGUGUUUCAUCCUCAAUGUGAAGAAUGCAAAGAGUGCAAAUCUCCAAAGAGCAACUGGUGCACAAGAUAUACUAACGAUUUUUUAUCAAACACUCGACGAUAUGGAAUGGCUUCAAGAUUCAAGGACUCUUUUGGAGAAGAUAUUCACCAUUUUAUCUUUGUCUCAAGUUUUACUGAAUAUACCGUGGUAGAUAUCGCACAUCUCGUCAAAAUCUCUUCUGAAAUUCCCGUUGAUAUAGCAGCCUUGCUCAGCUGCGGUGUUGCCACAGGGAUUGGAGCUGCGUGGAAAGUGGCUGACGUAGAGGAAGGUUCCACUGUCGCUAUCUUUGGCCUUGGUGCUGUUGGACUCGCGGUUGCAGAAGGCGUCAGAUUGCGUGGAGCCGCGAAGAUCAUCGGUGUGGAUCUCAAUCCCGCCAAAUUUGAAAUAGGUAAAAGAUACGGAAUCACGGAUUUCAUCAAUCCGGCUUUGUGUGGGGAGAAGAAAAUUAGCGAGGUGAUUAGAGAAAUGACAGGAGGAGGAGCUGACUAUAGUUUUGAAUGCAUUGGUUUAGCUUCCUUGAUGGAAGAGGCUUUCAAUAGCACUCGUCCGGGAUCGGGUAAAACGGUAAUAUUGGGGAUGGAACAAAAGGCUUUGCCAGUAAGCUUGGGUAGUUAUGAUCUUCUCAGAGGCAGAACUAUAUGUGGAACAUUGUUUGGUGGUUUGAAACCCAAACUUGAUAUUCCCAUUCUCGUGGAUCGUUAUUUGAAAAAGGAGCUUAAUCUAGACGGUCUGAUUACACACGAAUUAAGCUUUGAGGAAAUUAACAAAGCUUUUGAUUUAUUGGCGGAAGGAAACUCUAUCCGUUGCGUUAAAGAUUCUUGUCUCCGAUCCUCGUCGCUCUCCAGUCACCUGAAGAUUCUCCGAGCUUCUUUUGACCACACACUUUCAAUGGCGGAAGCUGUGACCGCUCAAACUCCAUCGCUCUCCGAGCAAUAUCAUUUGGAGAAAGAAGUGAAGCAAGAUACGAGUGCAAAGCCUGUUGAAGUGAAAGAGGUGGCACCAGAAGUUACUACACAAGCUGAAGAGGUUACCAAGGACCAAGCUAAGGAAGAAUCACCUGUUGAGGAAGCGGUUUCUGCAGUUGAAGAGAAGUCUGAAUCUGCUCCUGAGUCAACUGAAGUGACUUCUGAGGCUCCUGCUGCUGCAGUGGAAGACAAUGCUGAAGAGGCUCCUCCUGCUGUUGAAGAAAAUAAUGACGAAAAUACUAGUGAAGAAGUUGCUGAAGAAACCCCUGAUGAGAUCAAGCUUGAGACAGCUCCUGCUGAUUUCCGUUUCCCGACAACAAACCAAACAAGGCAUUGUUUCACUCGUUACAUCGAAUAUCACAGAUGUGUGGCUGCUAAGGGUGAUGAUGCUCCAGAAUGCGAUAAGUUUGCAAAGUUUUAUCGAUCUCUUUGCCCCAGCGAAUGGGUUGAUAGGUGGAACGAGCAAAGAGAAAAUGGAACAUUCCCUGGUCCUCUUCCCUGAAGAAGAAUCAUAUUGCCAUCAUUCCUCUUUUGCUGUUACCUCCAUGAGAUUACACUGCAGAGUUUAAUAAGAUUUUUACAAAACCAGCACUUCUGGUUCCCAUCUUCAUAAAAUGUGAGAAUUUAA